Molecule: messenger RNA, 3004 nt
Organism: Rhagoletis pomonella (apple maggot)
Lineage: Eukaryota; Metazoa; Arthropoda; Insecta; Diptera; Tephritidae
Gene: SmydA-5
Product: SET domain-containing protein SmydA-8
Exons: 4
Coding region: 453-2165 (570 amino acids)
Molecular function (GO): protein binding
Source: RefSeq, a predicted model, not a curated record
CCAUUUUAAAUCAGUACACAUACGUUCUAAUAACGCUUCAUCUGGGAUAUUUUUUAAAUUUUUAUCGAAAAGGUAGCUCCGUGUACUAUACACUUUUUUUUUGUCGUCCUCAAUUUUAAAUAUUUUCGCAGCCGAAUAUAUGCGUGCAUCCAAAUAUUAUUCUUCGUCGAUUAUAUAUUUGCUUCAUGUUUUACAUGAAAAUUCUUAGCAUUUUGUGUCAGCAAAUCACACAAGUGCAUGGAAAGUGUGCUAUAAAUAAAACACCAAAGUACCAAUACUUGAAAUUCAGGCAUUCGUACAUACUAUUCUCAUCUGUAUACAUUAAUUACACGAAUUACAUUAGAUACACGAAUUAAAUUAGUUGAAGAAAAAUUAAAAAGCUAAAAGUUUAGAAGCUAAAAAAUUCUUAUCUUUAACAAAAUUUGAUAAACUCUAUUAUAAGAUAAACAAAUAUGUCGACCCCACGGCCAGAAUCACUUUCACCCACCAACUGUGCCGUGUGCCAAACUCCUGCUAAACUUUACUGCUCAGCUUGCAAGAUGGUCAAAUAUUGCGGCGCCGAGCACCAAAAGCAACACUGGAAGCAACAUAAAUCGGAAUGUCGGCCAUUCCGCAUGGCUGAAGAUAAGGAUUUAGGGCGUUACUUAAAGUCCAAGCGCAGCAUUAAAGCAGACAGUGUCAUUUUUACUGAAACUCCCAUUAUUGUCGGUCCAAAAUGGUAUCUGAACGAGCGCGAAGAACAAGUGCCAGUUAUGCCAUGUGUGGGCUGUUUCACACCCUGCCGUAUGGGAAUUCAUUACUGCCCGAAAUGCCAAUGGCCAACAUGUUCGGCGAAUUGUGGCGGUUUGGAUAAUGCAGACCUCCAUGGCGCUGAAUGUGCCAUACUCAUGUUGGGACCUGGUCCAGCUUCUUCAGAACCACGCUCACUGAUCGACUACUUUCGUACGGACGCCUUAGUUGUGCUGAAGUGUUUAUUAUUGCAACGGCAAAAUCCGAAAAAAUGGGCCGAACUGAUGGAUAUGCAAAGCCAUGAGAAGGAGCGCGUGGGCUCUGAAUUACACGAUGAUGCCGAAAAGCGGAUUGUGUCCUAUCUACAACGGAACUUCCUGCAACGACUAAAAAGCGUAGAACAAAAACAAAAGCAAAAAUAUCUGCACGAGUAUGACAACGCGGUACUGCACCGCAUUUGUGGCAUCAUCGAGACGAAUUAUAUGUGUAUUAAUUUGCCAUCAGGGAUUGAAUUGAGCGGCGUUUACUACAUGGCGUGCAUGAUGGAGCACGCCUGCCAACCAAACUGCUACUUUCAAUUUGAUCAGCGCAACGGCUUUAAGAUAUCCAUUAUAGCCGGCAGAGAUAUUGAGCGCGACGAGCACCUCAUCAUCAUGUACUCGAAUAUGCUGUGGGGCACACAGAUGCGUCAGGAGCACUUGGCCAUGACGAAGCACUUUCUAUGUAAAUGUGAACGGUGCCGAGACCCCACAGAAUAUGCCACCCAUUUUAGUACAAUGCUUUGCAUGGGCGAUGAGGGAAAAUCUUGUGACGGCAUACAAUUGCCGAAGGAUCCACUGGAUAUGAAGAGCGAUUGGGCAUGCAACAAGUGCCCGAUUACCAUCAGCGGGGAGGAGGUAAGAUAUCUUCUCACACAAAUGACCGAUGAGAUUGAAAGCCUGUUGGCACGCAAGCCCACAGUGAAGCAACUGGAGGCGCUUAUUGAGAAACUAUCAAAGUUUUUGCAUCCGCACCAUUACCAUUUGUUCAAUUUGAAACAUACGCUGAUUCAGUUAUACGGCACCGAGUCUGGAUAUUUGCUUGGAAAAUUGGACGAUGGGCUCUUGACUAAGAAACUACAACUUUGUGAGCAGCUUUACGGGAUCUGUCAAAAACUAGACCCUUAUACCAUACGCUUGUCAAUUUACGUUGGCAUUAUACUGUACGAAAUGCAAACAGUUCUGGUUGAACGAGGUAAACGUCUGCUUGCCAACGCCAAUAAAACCGAAGAUGAUGCAUCGAGGGCAUUGGAUGCGUUUAAUUUAGCUCGCGAGAAACUUCUAAUAGCAGCCAAAGUCCUGGAAAAAGAGUUGGAUAAUGUCGCUGGCAGCAAGUUGAGUGAUGCUGUACUGAAGGCGCUUAAUGACGUUUAUAAAGAGCAACAGUUACAUAAUUAAUCAGUAAUUUUCAAUAUGCAUAUUUAAUAAAAAUACAGUGUAAUUACAAUAGAAUUUGUUUAACUUCAUAAAGUUAAACUUUUUUCACAGUCAGAUGUACAUACAUAUUUUUCGCCAUAUAAGAAACAAUGACAUCUUAUUUGCAAAAAUUGUGGUGUUUUUCGUCUUGAUUGAUUAUACAUUCUCAAAGGUAUAAUAUAUCACGAUUCCAACAAGUAAGGCAAUCUGUGUGACGAUUUGGAUGUCAGGUUAACUCGGACUAAAUCCGGAUCAAUUGAAGUUAAUUCCCGAGUUGAUAUGGAUCAACGCUGCCGUCUGUUUAUGUUUUAACACAAUUUUGUCUCGGAAAAUCCAAAAUUUUAUACACAUAGAAAUCGAGCACUGCGCUAAAGCAAAUUUCACUUUAUAAUCACAAAACGUAUAGUAGAUAGGGAUGUAAAGACAUCGAUGCCGAGCCCGAGGACGACCUCUGGAAAUGGUUUUGUGCAGCAUAGCGUACUAACGGUAUGCAAUGGCCAAUCACAGCGCAUAUUCUAUUUUACAACGCCGAAGACGACCUCUGGAGGUGGUUUUGUGCAACAUAGGGCCAGUUUUCCAGUACACGGCCGUAGUUUAAACUAAGUUAAAGCGCCCGAUCUGGGUGGUUUAAGCUAAGAUCAGACAAUCAAAUGUCCGCCAGCUGUUCAAUUUAAACUCAGUUGACUUAAUCUAAGUUUAAACUGGCACUGAAAAACUGGCCCGUAGCGUACUAACCAGUGUUGCCGUUUUGAUCCAUAUACUUCAAAAGUGGUUCGUGCUUGUGCAAAUUUUCGGAAGAUACCUUUAUUUACUUAAAUUUU